AUCAGGAAGAACCGCUCAGUUUGCAGAGAGCGGAGGAGAGGGUGAGCAAGUACCUGAAAAUUCAUCAGCGCAUUAUGCCUGAUGACAUGGCAAGGCCUUUAAUCCGCGACAGAGGUGAAGCAGGAGGCUCGAGACAUCUGGAAGCCUCCAUGUCCGACUCUCCGGUGAUCGGCAUCAUGGGAACGGGCGACUUCUCCCGCUCGCUGGCCAGGAGGCUGGUGUCCUCCGGAUACCAGGUGGUGGUGGGGAGUCGAAACCCCAAGCGCUCUGAGGAUUUGUUCCCCGAAGAGGUCGAGGUGACCUCUCAGGUGGAGGCAGCCAGUCAGGCAGCCCUGAUGUUUGUGGCUGUUUUCCCCGAGCAUCACUCCACGCUGCUGGAGCUGAAGCCCUCGCUGGCUGGAAAGACGCUGGUGGACGUGAGCAACGGUUUGAGAAUCAACCACGACGGGCCUUCCAACGCCGAGCAGCUGGCCGACAUGUUUCCAGACAGCGAUGUGGUCAAAGGGUUCAACACCAUAUCAGCCUGGGCGCUGCAGAGAGGACCUCGAGAUGCAAGCAGACAGAUUUUCCUGUGCAGUAACAGCAGCAAGGCCAAGAGCUCCGUGAUGCAGCUCUGUCGCAGGAUGGGCUUCGUCCCGGUCGAUAUGGGCCUCCUCUCCUCUUCUCUGGAGAUUGAAAACCUCCCCCUGUCUUUAUUCCCUUCCUGGCGCAUCCCCAUCCUCUGCACCCUGUUUCUCUUCAUCCUCUUCUACCUGUACAACUUCCUGCGGGACGUCCUGCAGCCCUACGUCACGGCGGGGAAGAGCGUCUUCUACAAAAUGCCCAUCGAGACGGUGAACGUCACUCUGCCCUCCGUGGCCUUGGUGAUGUUGGCGCUGGUUUACCUGCCUGGUCUGUGUGCCGCCUUCUUCCAGCUGUGGUCCGGCACCAAAUACAACCGCUUCCCUAAUUGGCUGGACCGCUGGCUGACGUGCAGGAAGCAGUUUGGACUGUGCAGCUUCCUGUGUGCAGCGUUACACGCCAUCUACAGUCUGAGCCUCCCCAUGAGGAAGUCUACACGCUUUAAACUGCUCCUCGCUGUUAGACAGAUGAAGGAGGGGGACGAGGUGUGGGUGGAAGAGGAGGUGUGGAGGAUGGAGCUGUACGUCUCCGCGGGCAUCAUGGCGCUCGGACUGCUCUCUCUGCUGGCCGUCACCUCGCUGCCCUCCGUCGCCAACUCUGUCAACUGGAGGGAGUUCACCUUCAUACAGCUAAUCCGGUGGCCGUCAGAUUAGUCAUGUGUCGAGAGCCGGAGCGAUGAAGAGAAACUUCUUGCCCUGAACCUCCAGACCUGCUCUCACAGCUGCAGGACGCUGGGUUUACCGUCUGUGUCCACCAGGGAGAGGACGCAUACUUGUUUAUAAUGGACAUACAAGCAAUGAGAAAAGGUUGAUUCAUAGUCUGAUUCUCUUUAUCUCUCAAGGAAUGGCAUCGAAAACAUAACUGUGUUCCAAGAUAAAUAAAACAGCCCACAUAUUGGUCACUUAAAGGGGACCUAUCAUGCAAAAUGCACUUUUGUACGUCUUUUAUACAUGAAUGUGUGUCCCUGGUGUUCCAGGGAACUCACCAAGUGUCAGAAAACACAACCCUCUCUCUUUUUCUCCAUACCCAAAUCUCUUAAAAAGGGGCUGCAAUGGAUCUGAUACAGACUGAUCCAGAUUUGAACACUUCUCUGACGUCACAGAAGUAGCGCUACGGCUAUUGGGCCAACUCCACCAAUCAGGAGGAGACAGCCACGGACAUUGCCGUUCGAAAGUGCUGGAGACGCUGUAGUACAUAUGCCAGGCCUGUAGAUGGUGCUGUUCUCACAGAAUCAGCCCGUGAAAAGACGGUGUUAAAUUGAGCGAAAUGAGGAAUGGCUAAAAUGCAUGAUCUGUUUGGUAUUUUGAAAAGUAUAAAGUAUAAAUAUGCCUUUAUAUAGGUAUGGUCCUACACUAUAUUAUUGAAAUAUAGCAUGAUAGGUCCACUUUAAAAUACCACUUCUUGCCAUCCUAUGAUAACCAAGGUUAGUCAUAAGUAAAAUUUUAUAGAAAAUCCUCAAAAAGACCAACAAGUCCUUCUGAUGACACACAUCUUUAAGACGGGUCACUGGGAAAUGUCCUGAAACAGCUGGACACUGUGGGUUCAGCAAAACUGCUUUAUGUAAUGUAGAGAAUGUAUUUGACUUGUUUUAACACAGAUAUAACCACUUUGAAUACAACGAGACGAUACGAUAUACUUUAUUGUCCCCGUAAGGAAAUUCGUUCUGGGCUCCGUCCAGCAGUUCCGCAUACAUGUACAUAAUAUACAAACAUAGUGGACAUUUAAGAGACAUACACAUAUCAUCAAUCAUACACCGUUUGAACAAACACAAUACACACAGACGCACAUACUGACAAUGGCGACCUAUUGCACAACCCUCAUGGCCAACAUUUAAAAAAAAAAGUACAUUUCAUUACAUUUGACUUCGACUACAUUUCACUUCCUGUCAAUGUUAAGAAGUUUAACGGACAUUGGUAGGAAUGAGUGCUUAUAGCGGUUCAGCCUGCUCUUGGGAACCCUGAAUCUUCUACCAGAAGGUAGGAGCUGGAAUUCUGGGUGGAGUAUGUGGGUGGGAUCAGACACUAUUUUGUUUGCCUGUCUGAUAAUGGACUGCUCAUAUAUGUUUUGGAGAUAUGGGUGUUUUUUAACCCCCAUAAUUUUUAUAGCCGUCUGUACCAGGCGAGCGAUCUGUGACUUUGACUGCACUGUCAAGUUACCGUACCAGGCAGUGAUACCAUACCUAAUGAUGCUCUCCAACACUGCAUGAUAAAACAGUAACAUGAACUUCUGGUCGACGCAGAAAGCCCGGAGUCGACGCAGAAAGUACAAUCGCUGUUGAAGUCUAGAGCACAGACCUUGAACAUGCGCCUUCCAGCUGAGUGUAUUAUCUAGAUGGACACCAAGGUACUUAUAGGAGCUGACCUGAGUUAUGGGUUCAUUGUGGAUAACCACCGGGCUAAGGUCACCCACUGCCUUUGGGUCCCACACCAUCUCCUCAGUCUUCUUCACAUUCAGCACUAGAUGGCUAGAAUCACACCACUGCACAAAUCUCUCUAUUUCAGAGUGAUAAGCCGAUGAACUGCUGCCCUUGUGCAUUAAGCCAAGGAUAGCUGUAUCAUCAGAGAAUUUGAUGAUAUAAUUCUCCGGGUGGGCUCUUGUACAGUCGUUUGUGUACAGUGUGAAGAGGACCGGGGGAGCUCACACAACCCUGGGGGGUUGGGUUACUGAUGGUCCGGGGCUCUGAGAGGGCAUUGUUGACCCUGACUUGCUGAGUGCGAUUGGUUAAAAACGAAAAAUACCAUUUCAAGAUGAAAGGAUUUAUAUUGAUCUUAAUCAGUUUUUGAAGCAAGAUGUGAGGCUGCAGUGUGUUAAAAGCCGAGCUGAAAUCCACAAACAGUAGGCGUACAUAUGCCUUAGGGUCUUCCAGGUGUUUAGUGACCAGGUGUGUGAUGCUAUUUAGAGCAUCGUCUGUGCCACGCCCUUGCUUGUAGGCAAACUGAAAAGGGUCUAAAUGUACAUCAACCUCCAUUUUAGCAGCGGCACCAUGAUCCUCUCAAAACAUUUCAUGACAAUGGAUGUCAAUGCAACAGGCCUAAAAUCAUUGUUUACCUUUGGACAAGGUUUUUUGGGGACAGGUUUUAUUAUUGAUUUUUUCCAGAGGGUGGGGAUGGUGUGAAGAUCAACAGAUUUUUGAAACACUCCAUUUGUUGUGCCCAUGAUAGACAUUUAUUUGGACUAUUCAAGGCUUUAAAGCGUAGGGAUUGCACAUGUUGACGCACAGAAGAGGCUUCCUGCCGUUAAUGUAAAAGCCCCCGACUCGGCCGAAUCAGAGUCAAAUGAAUGCUUUUGGGCCGUUGGGGCGCUGUCUCUUUUGUUCAGUUUCAAUGUGCACAAAUUACAGAAGACCAAAUAACAUAAUUGUUUUGCUUAGGGUUGUGUUUGAAUGAGCAGGGCUGGAAAUGUAAUGGCAAAAAUCUCUCUUUAUUAGGCAUUAAUGUGGAAGUGAAAACUGCAGACAUGGCAUUUUAAUUAGUGAUUAUUUACGAUAAGAUCAUACUUUAUUGUCACAUCAAGUCUAACAUUGUCCCUGCAUCACCAUCAGCUCCAUUUACAGCAUCAACAAGGACACAUAUUAAGACCAGACAUCUUCUCAUUCCUUUUUUUUUAAAACUCCGCUGUUCCCAGCUGACUCAGAAAGCGACUCAGGUUCUGGUCCAGGCUCUCGUCAUCUCACGCCUAGACUACUGCAACUCC
Gymnodraco acuticeps is the source of this 4314-nucleotide messenger RNA. RefSeq names its product STEAP family member 3, metalloreductase (gene steap3). Gene Ontology annotation, molecular function: cupric reductase (NADH) activity; ferric-chelate reductase (NADPH) activity. The transcript is spliced from 6 exons. Gene Ontology annotation, biological process: copper ion import. The record is from RefSeq and is a predicted model, not a curated record. NCBI's taxonomy places the organism in Eukaryota, Metazoa, Chordata, Actinopteri, Perciformes, Bathydraconidae. Gene Ontology annotation, cellular component: endosome; plasma membrane. Bases 75 to 1274 code for a protein of 399 amino acids.